Athene cunicularia (burrowing owl) is the source of this 2619-nucleotide messenger RNA. It is a transcript of the gene NTAN1, whose product is annotated as N-terminal asparagine amidase. Gene Ontology annotation, molecular function: protein-N-terminal asparagine amidohydrolase activity. Bases 16 to 999 code for a protein of 327 amino acids. Gene Ontology annotation, cellular component: nucleus. Lineage: Eukaryota; Metazoa; Chordata; Aves; Strigiformes; Strigidae. Gene Ontology annotation, biological process: ubiquitin-dependent protein catabolic process. The record is from RefSeq and is a predicted model, not a curated record. The transcript has 10 exons.
UCUCACUGUUUGUGCAUGGGCAACUGGAGGAAAAAUCCCUGGUCUGUAAAGGAAAAACAGCCGUCUCGGGAGCGCCUGAAAAUUUCACUUUGUGGUUGCUGGGGCUGGCGAACAGCGGCACGGGUUACCUGUCGGUUUGGGGCUGUCGAGAAGGCAAAACUUCUGAGAAGUCAGCCUGCUCAAAUUGUGGAACCCAGAGGUCUUCUGUAUGUCCAGCAGAGAGAGUUUGCAGUGACUACCCCUAAAGAUGGUUCUGUUUCAAUUCUUGGAUCAGAUGAUGCAACUACCUGCCACAUAGUUGUGCUCCGACACACAGGCAGCGGAGCUACCUGCUUGACACACUGCGACGGAUCCGACACGGAAGCUGAGGUGUCGCUCAUCAUGAGUUCAGUAAAAUCUCUGUCUGACACCACAGGAUAUGGAAGGCUGGAAGUGCACCUAGUUGGAGGUUUCAAUGAUGAUAGGCAGUUAUCACAAAAACUUACUAAUCAGCUUCUUAGAGCAUUCGAUCUCCAGCCAGAUGACGUUCACUUAGUGACUUUCUGCGUAACAGAACUGAAUGACAGAGAAGAAAAGGAUAUUCACUUUCCAAUCAUUUAUGGAAUAGCUGUGAAUGUUAAAACAGCAGAGAUCUUCCCUGCAACCUUCCCAGAAAAAGGGCCAGAUGAGGAUUUGCGUUCAGCCCGUGUCUUAACAGGAGCAACACUGACUAACAUUUACGAUGCAAAGAUGGAACAACUACAUAUUGGGCCUUAUUUUUGGAGGCCUUUUCCACAUGUGGAUUUCUGGUUGGAACAAGAUGAUGAACAGAUUUUACAGAAUCUUUCCACAUCGCCCCUGGCUGAGCCACCCCACUUUGUUUCCCACAUUAGAUCUACAUUAGCAUUUUUAAAAGAACAUCCAUUUCCAUCUCGCUCCCUGUUUCCUGAGAGGAAACCUCGCAUCUACAAAAAAAAUGAAGAAGGGUUGUGGGAACAGGUUUGUUCUGACAAGAUCUAACCUGGAAGCAAACAGCACAGCUGCUUUAGGGAAGUAUAGUCCUACAAGAAGAGCAAUUUGUUGCAAAAAGCAUAUUGCUGGUCAUAAAUAAAUACCAUUGUUCCUGUGCUUUUCAAAAUAAAAUAUUUUGACAGAAGUAACUUGCUCUUUCUGCAUUCUUUAUGUAGGAAUCACUGCUACUUUGAAGUCAGAAGUUGGCUUUGUUUAUGUUCUAGUGCUCCAGUGCAGUAACUUGAUUGGCACAGGUGAAGAAGAGAGGUAGCAGUGCUGAGACCGAGAAGGUAAGUCAGUACAUUGGUGUGUACUUCAGAAAAUGAUUUUCCAAACAAAGUGAAAGUUUUACAUACUUACCAAAACAGAGGGAAAUAUCCUGCAACAGUAACUUGAUUCAAGAGUAAUAAUUUGAAGAAUCUUUAUUGAAACAUUCAGAUAGUAUCUAAAGAAUGAAGCUCAUUCCAACAAAACUACUGGUUUACACUUCCAAAUAUAAAAACAUUAAAAAUUAACCCUUGUGGUGAUAACUUUAUCCCCCACAAAUUACUCUUAUUAACAUACUUCAUUGCACCAAAGAAACCAAUGAGGAAGACUAGUCAACUUAAUGAUUUUUGCACUUUAGAAAAAUUGCACUCUGAUUUACAUAAAUUACCCCAACACCAAAAUUAACCUUGUUCAGGAUCUAGAAGCUGAGAGUCAAAUCAGGUGACAGUACAAUUCAAAAACCCCAAAUUUUUCAGAUUAUUGUAGUCAGUCAGCUACCACUACAGCCGUUAUCAUGUUAAGGUGUACCUUUUAGGGGGAGGAGAAAAACCCAAACCACAAAGGAAGCAAACUACAGUACUUGUAUCCAGUUCUACAGGGAUGGGAUGGUUCUCCUUAAAAUCAUAUACCUUAGGGAAAGCAAGCUUUUCCAAAGAUCUCCCUUCCACAAGAGGCUCUGAAAACUUGCAGCAAAGUGAUUUAAGAUCAUUGGGGAGGAGGGGAGUGUAAGACUUCCACACCUUAGCUUCUGAUUUCUCCAAAGCUUUGCUUGUGCAUUAAGUAGUCCUAGACACUAUGAAGUUGUGCUGUAGUGUAAAUAACCUAUAUAAUUUCUUUGAGGCUGUACAAUUCCUACCAUAGGUAAGUUACUGUUAUUCAAAAACUAAGUGUUGAAACCAUCACAAAUGUAUUGGUUUUUCAAGCUUUACUACAACUAUCUUUAAAAAUACACAACAGAAAGAACUCCAGUUACACUACAUAAAUGUGUUCAAUAGUAUUUGGUUUAUAAGUGGCGUGCAAAGGAAGAUAACGGUGCGUUGGUGAGUCCUUCCAGUUCCAGAAGCAAGAAGCCGUUCAGGCAUGCAGAGGCUCUCUUUCUCUCUAAAAAGCUCAGGCCUCCCCAUCCCCACCAUCCCCAGGGCCUCAGCUGAACACAUCAGGUCAUUCAACAGCAGGAAAAAAAAAAAAAAAAAAGGUUGAUGGCAAAGUACAACCAGUGACUCCUAUAUACAUGGGCAUCCCUCCCUCCUGCUCACCGCACCACAGCUGUUUGGCAAUGCUCUUUAGAAGGUAAAAAAAGAAGCGAAACAGAGCCAGUGUGACUUCAGUAGAUGUUCUGCAGGAGAGGCUAAACUGAUUUUU